Molecule: messenger RNA, 2250 nt
Organism: Rhinocladiella mackenziei CBS 650.93
Lineage: Eukaryota; Fungi; Ascomycota; Eurotiomycetes; Chaetothyriales; Herpotrichiellaceae
Exons: 2
Coding region: 1-2250 (749 amino acids)
Biological process (GO): ergosterol biosynthetic process; triterpenoid biosynthetic process
Cellular component (GO): lipid droplet
Molecular function (GO): lanosterol synthase activity
Source: RefSeq, a predicted model, not a curated record
AUGGUGCAGACGCGACAGUCGGCUCAGAAAGCUACAAACGUCGUCGCCAACGGUCAUGUCAACGGAAGUGCGAAGGGUCUGGUCGAUGGAAACGACACAAAUAGCAGCAGCAACAAAAUUGAUCGUUCCAGAUGGCGAUUACUUGAUGAAUCAGGUCGCCAUACCUGGUACUACUUAAAAACAGACGAAGAGGCCGAAGAAUGGCCCCAGACAACUGCGGACAAAUAUCAUCUAGGUUUGCCAACAGAUCUUCCUGACCUCCCUCCGGCCACGAAACCCUCUGAAUCGAUAGAGAACUGCUUGAAAUUUUAUUCCAAACUACAGUUACCUCCAGGAAAUUGGGCAUGCGAGUAUGGCGGCCCUCUGUUCCUCCUCCCCGGCAUCAUUAUUUGCUGGUACGUCACGGGUACACCGAUACCGCCCGAGUAUCAAAUUGAAAUCAGAAAUUACCUUUUUGCAAGACAAAAUAAAACAGAUGGUGGAUGGGGUUUACAUGUCGAAGGGCACAGCUCCGUCUUUGGAACCGCAAUGAACUACACAAUCUUGAGAAUCCUAGGGGCUAGCGAAGAAGAUCCACGAAUGAUCCACGCAAGAGGAAAGCUACACCAACUUGGAGGAGCAGUGAAUGGUCCUCAUUGGGCCAAAUUCUGGCUGAGUGUCCUGGGAGUGAUGGAUUGGCCCAUCGUGAACCCUGUCCCCCCCGAGUUGUGGUUACUCCCAGACUGGGUGCCGAUUGCUCCCUGGAGAUGGUGGGUUCAUAUGCGACAGGUCUUCCUCCCGAUGUCUUAUAUCUGGUCAAAGAAGUUCACGAUGCCCGAAAACGCGCUCAUUCGACAGCUGCGGCAAGAAUUAUUUGUACAACCAUACGACACCAUUGAUUUCGGCUCGCACCGCAACUCGAUCGCCCCAGAAGACAACUAUAACCCCAAAUCCUGGUUGUUAAAUUUGAUCAAUGUCGUCCUCGUAUGGAUCUGGAUUCCGUUCCUUCGAACCAAAACCCUGGCCGAGCGGGCAGAGGCGUGGACCUGGCGACUAAUUCAGUACGAAGACCAAAAUACUGAUUAUGCUGACCUGGCCCCGGUCAAUGCCCCCAUGAACACCAUUUGCUGCUUCAUCAAGGAAGGGCCUGACAGUUACUCUGUCCGCCGCCAUUUGUACAGACUGGAGGAAUACCUGUGGGUGAAUAAAGAAGGCAUGCUUGCCAAUGGUACGAACGGUGUCCAGGUUUGGGACACAUCGUUCACAAUCCAAGCUUGUGUGGAAGCCGGUCUUGCUCAGUCAGCAAGUUGGAAACCCAUGCUCUUCAAAGCCCUUGAAUAUCUUGAAUCCGAACAAAUACGUGAAGAAGUCCCUGACCGUGAGAUCUGCUACCGCCAAUCCCGCAAGGGGGCCUGGCCGUUCAGCACCAAACUUCAAGGCUACACCGUAUCCGAUUGUACCAGUGAAGCUCUUCGUGUAGUGCUGCUUUUGCAAAACGCCAACAACUACAAGCCCCUGGUCGACGAAUCUCGUAUCCGUGAUGCGGUCGACGUGCUCUUGACCAUGCAGAACAAACACACUGGUGGGUUUGCCAGCUAUGAGCCACAGCGCGGGUCCGAGUACUUGGAAAUGCUCAAUGCCGCCGAGGUUUUCGGCCGUAUCAUGGUCGAAUAUGACUACCCCGAAUGCACCACCGCCGUGGUCACGGUGCUGUCACUCUUCCAGAAAUUCUAUCCAGACUACCGUGCCCAGGAAAUCAAGCAAAUAAAGGAGUCUGCGUUGCAAUACAUUCGACGGGCGCAACGCGAUGAUGGAUCCUGGUACGGCAGCUGGGGAAUCUGCUUCACUUAUGCGGCGAUGUUCGCACUGGAAUCCUUGUCUUCCGUCGGCGAGACGUAUACGAACUCUCCGCGCAUCCAGAAAGCAUGUGAUUUCUUGAUCACUCAUCAAAUGGCUGAUGGUGGGUGGGGCGAAAGUUACCGGGCCUCAGAGCUCAAGGUCUGGGUUGACCACGAACGAUCUCAAGUUGUGCAGACGUGCUGGGCUGUCAUCGCGCUGAUGUAUGCGCAGUUCCCAGAUAAAGAGCCCAUUCGGAAAGCCCUGGCUAUGGUGAUGAGCCGCCAGCAGAGCAAUGGAGAGUGGUUGCAAGAGGCGAUCGAAGGCGUCUUCAAUUGUUCGUGCAUGAUCACAUAUCCGAACUACAAGUUCUAUUUCCCGAUCAAGGCGUUAGGGAUGUACAAGGCGAGAUGGGGGGAUGAAAAGAUGAUUUGA